UUGACAAGAAGUGGUCAUAUAUGAAACAUAGUAAUAGUAAGUAGCAGAGAGAGGAAAUCGAGAAAUCGGAAGAACUAAAGGACAAUAGCGACAAUAACCGAUAGAUAUAGUGAAUACGGAUUCUCAUGGAAACUCCAGGAGGCUAUGGUGAUAGACAAUGUGGAGACAUCCCUGCAAAUCUGCCACUUGGUUCAUAUGAACAUUCAUCAGAAAAUGAGAACGCUAAUGCGCGUUUGUCAUAUGCCGCUGCUGAACAAAAACAGGAAGCAAAACAACUAUCUGAUACGGCUGACAAAGCACCUUCUACCUCGUCGGUAGAUAUACAUGUUCAUGAUUGUACUAACGUUAUAGUAGGACCAAUGGGCAAAAUCAAUAUAGCUGAUGGAGCUGCCAAUGACAGCAUCUCUCCAGUAGAUCCCGAUGAUCAGAUAAUAACAAACAUCACUAAUAAGGUUAUUGAUUUUAAAGUAACGGCUUAUCUCAAAAGCUUCCUGGACCAUAUGGAGAAUCACAAUUUUGUUAUCCUGACAGGUAUGUCUGGUAUUGGUAAAACUGAGAUAGCAAAGUCCUACUGGCAUUUGAAGAAGGGUAGUUAUGAUGUUGGGUGGCUUAUACAAAGCAACACUGACAAGGACUUGAGAAUCGCAACAUUGGCAUUUUUAGAAAAAUUAGACUCAAUAGAAAUCAAAGUUAUUCAAAGAAGAGACGAUUCUAUAUCAAAUCUACUCCAGAACAUACAUUCAGAAAUCAAAAGAGUUUCGAAACGUGGUAAGAAAUUACUCAAUUAUCUGUUGAUAUUUGAUGAUGUUGGGGACGAAACUCAUCGUGCUAUAGUGCAUAGCUUCAAGCCAGACCCAUCGAAAACCGAUGGCACCAAUAACAUAUCUGUUAUUUUGACAACUCAGCUAGAUCUUCUGCUAGAUGAUACCUUGGAAUUGGUUGGCUUUACCAAAAAAGAAGUUCUCGAUUUCCUGAGUAAUUUAAAGGAGGAGGACGAGGAUAAAAUUACGUUAUGGAAAGAACUGAGUCAUCUUCCAAGUGCUCUCACUUGUGCUAAAUUUGACAUCAAAGACACAAAUCGAUCCAUAAAAUAUUACCUGAGUAAAAUAAAAGAAAAGAAACUGUACAGAGAUAUUGAACAGCGGGAUUCCCCAAUGGUUGGUCUCAGUUAUGAUAAAUCUCCCGUCGGGGCACACGUGAAGAAUGCAAAAGCAAUGAUAGAUGGAAUUGCAUCUGCUAACAAGCCUCUUUGUUUUGUUCUGAAAACGAUGGGAUUUUUCGACUCGAAAGCUAUUCCUGAGUUUAUACUUAGGGACAUUUUGAGACAGAAAUACACCGACGACGAAAAGCAGUUUGAAGAUGAACACAUUGAUCAUCAUAUAGACAACUUGCUUUCAAAGAUGCGAAAGAGGUCAUAUGUGACUAGAUCAAGUUCGAACAAAGAAAAUAAUGAUCGCUUUGUGGAUACACAUAGCAUGUUUCAACUUGGAAUACGCUUUGCAAUGGAUGAAGACGACCAUCAGCUCGUCUUGGAGAUGCUCAUGAGAGUGCUUCUGCGAUACUUUGCCAAGGAUACCAGAUAUUUGUCGUUUUUUAGGAAGAAUACACGCCUCAUACCACACGUAGAAAUUGUGUUACAGCAUGUACACAAGAUGGGGUUCAUGGACAUCACGUUCGAUAUGAAAGCCAUGGCGAUUGCUAUGUAUGAUAUCCUCGGCUAUUCCUACACCCAGAAAGACUACCCUAAAGUUGCAGAAGAAAAACUCCGGAAAAGCGUUGAUAUGAUGUACAAGUCAAUAAAUAAGAGUGAAAAAGAAUUGGAUCGACAUGUAAGAGCGACACUUACGAAUGCAAAUGGUGAUCCAAAUGAUCCAGAGAAGUUAGCAGACGAGAAGGCUAGAUUUAUAUAUACCAAGCUUCAGGAUCUUGGGGAUGAUCUGAUCGAAAAUCUUGUGACUAACACCGUCUUGAACCAAGCCGAUGUGAACCUGAUGAAAUCCAAAGUUGGAGAAGAAAAACUACCAGAGUUAAUUCGUCGCCAUAGCAGAAUCGACACGAAUACAUAUCAACAGCUCGUAGACUUGGAGUUAGCAUUACCAGUAGACGUCAUGAAUAAAGCUGUAUACCUCCCAGAGCUAUAUGCAUCUGUUUUCUACAGCUAUGGUCGAAUGUAUUUCUACAAAAAGGAACGUCCUACCAAAGCGGACAGCAGCUAUAUACCUAGCAUAUGGCUUGCGUCUGCCUUGUGUAAGAUCAUCAAGGAGAAAACGAAACAUGAUGUUCUCCAUAGUGUACUUACUCAACGUAAUGGGCUGAUGUACCUCUACUCGGAAGAUCAAGACGAAUACGGGUCGCAGAAAAUAGAUGAAAAGAAGCUUAAAGAUUUAUAUAAAGGGAAGGACGAGUACAAAAAUCUUCUUGAACGUACACACAAAGAGGAUUGGUACCAGCAUGGACUUCUCAAAGUCACUAAGAAUGAUCUAUUUCAUCAAAGCAUCUGUUUGGAAAAAAUAAUCUUUAUCUGUCAAAAAAUCCUGAUAUUAGAGACCGAUCCAGAGAAAAGAAAAGACACCAUCCAAAGUGGUAAGAACGCUAUAAACGAACUAACAAAUAUCGUUAAACAGCAAGAGAAAGAUAAAGCAUCGCUCCAUAAGGGCCACGACAUCCACAUUGUCACCGCAAAAUUCUACGAGCAAGCAGGUUGUCUAGAUGAGGCAUAUGAGAAUUACAAGAAAGCUAUUGAAAGGUGCACGUGCAAGAGCACUAACGAAGGUAAGCCCAGAUGGAAGAAAUAUGGAACUGCAUGCAAGGGUAUCAUGCACGUUGCCAUUCGAAUCAACACCGAUCAAGUCCUUAAUGACGCAGUGAAAUUUGGAAAAGAAUUCCUGAAAGUGUCUCCGAAAGAACAGCAAAUCAAAGAUGUAGAAGAGAUUCAAAAAUUAGUAGAGCUAAUUUGUGUUUCUGCUUCUAGGAAUUAA
Molecule: messenger RNA, 2978 nt
Organism: Owenia fusiformis
Lineage: Eukaryota; Metazoa; Annelida; Polychaeta; Sabellida; Oweniidae
Source: the annotation of a GenBank genome assembly